Molecule: messenger RNA, 1838 nt
Organism: Panonychus citri (citrus red mite)
Lineage: Eukaryota; Metazoa; Arthropoda; Arachnida; Trombidiformes; Tetranychidae
Exons: 2
Coding region: 237-1373 (378 amino acids)
Source: RefSeq, a predicted model, not a curated record
UUCUCUCACUUGUUGUUUUUUCUCUUUUCUUUUAUUUACUUGUUUUUCUCUCUUUUUUAUUGAUUCUCCUUCAAUUUUUGUUCUUUCUCUAUUUUUACCUUUACAGUUUUUUUCUGUCUAAUUGAUUGAAUUUCUCUUCUUCUCUUUAGCUUCCAAUUAUCUUCCUUUCUCUUUGUUGUUUUUCUUAAGUUGAGCUUCUUUCUUUUCAAAGGCCGAGUCAACAUCUAUUACCUACCAUGGAAAAGUUCAGUGAGUCAGUUUCCAAUGACUCUAUUGAUGAGGUUACAUAUCAGAAUAAUGAACAACAACGAGGGUCACAAUCUAAUUUAAUUGCAAAUGGAUCUGAUAAAAACGCGUCUCUUGAAAAGUUUAUUGUUCUUUGUCGCACUCGUUUGAAUGAUUCUCCAAACCAACGCAAGAAAAGAUACUCUGGCUUACGUAGAUCUGUAACUCGAUACAACGCUUCCCCUCACUGGGAUCAGGUCUCAUUCGAAGAUCUUAUCCGACGAUUCAGUUGUCAAUUGGAAUCUGAACAGACUGACCACGAAAAAGCCAAUGCAAUAUACAAAGAGAUGAUGAAAGAAUUGGUUUUGCUCACUGGACAUGUGAGUUGUUCGGGCAAAUGUCGAAAGCGUAAAAAGAAAGCCAGAAAAGAGACAACAGUAUGUAAGUUGGAAAAAUCACUCGCUAUCAUUCAACGGCGGAUAAAUAGACUUCAGGACGAAUCUUCAGCCAAUACUUGGGAUGUUCGUGAUGCAAGAGAUGGAAAAUGUCUCAAGCUACAUGGGAUGCAGAAAAAGGCCUUACGAUUGACCAAGAAGAUUAACGAACUCAGUAAAUUAGCCUCAGCAAAUAGUAACUCAAAUCUGACGACUUCUAAAAUCGAGAAUACCAAUGAAGCGAGUGGUAGUGGCGACGGUGGAAGUGGAAGUAACUCUAACAAUGACAUGGAAGAAUUAAAUUGUCUCCUGAAAUCAGUUCGAUUAAAAAGAUCAGUCAAAUGUAAACCAACUUUAUUCAGGAGCGUCAGACCUUCUUCCGAAUGUCGCUCGAUUUAUCCUCGUAUUGAGAUGGUAGAAAUUAAAAAGUUUGACCAACAGAAUCAAUGUUAUGUUGAACCGUCGACAAAAAAGCCAAGUAGCAAACCGAUGCCAUUCAAAAUUAUCCGUCAAAAAGGUGCCAACGUUUCAAAUUCUACUCUAUCUUCGUCGUACCAAGAAUCGUCACCUUGUUCCACUAGUGAUAUUAAAUCUUCUGAUCUCAGAGCGAUCAACAACACAAAAAGUCCUCGCUCAGAAGUCCAUAAAUUAAGAAAACAAUCAAAAUUCGAUUUAAUCUGUGAUCGCUUCAGACAUGUGACCUUAAAUUCAUGAAUGAAGACCAAAAUAUCGUCAAGCCAAGUGACCUUUUUCUCUGUUAUAUUUAACCAGAAGUUCCUUUCUGAGCAUCUUCCAAACGCCUUAAUCAUUUAUUACGAGGUAUUCAUCACCUUCGAGACCAGUAUACUAAUCUACAUCUCUUUUAAUUAUUCCUUAAUGAAUUUAUACUCGAAUUCAGACCAAUCGCUGUAUCCAUUUUCUUUCUUUAAUUUUUGAUUCCACUUUUUGAACUUUCUCAAAAAUCUAUUUCUUUUUGUUCAUCUGGAAAUCUGAAUCGCAUCAAUUCCUACACAAUCUUUAUUACCCUGAACGUUCAUAAUGUUUAUUUUCCACUAAUGAUUGAAUCUGAAAUCAAAUCAAUUUAUAUCAUAAAUCAAAACGAAUCAUGUUAAUCCUUAAAUCCAACAAUAAAUCAUCUUAAAGGGUUAAUCAAAUAAAUGAAAAGAUCGUAAAUUCAAA